Messenger RNA from Oncorhynchus gorbuscha (pink salmon), 2305 nucleotides. RefSeq names its product class A basic helix-loop-helix protein 15-like. The record is from RefSeq and is a predicted model, not a curated record. Gene Ontology annotation, molecular function: protein dimerization activity. NCBI's taxonomy places the organism in Eukaryota, Metazoa, Chordata, Actinopteri, Salmoniformes, Salmonidae. Bases 282 to 863 code for a protein of 193 amino acids. The transcript is spliced from 2 exons.
UGGCUACGCACGAGCACAGAUGACCACGUCCGGAGUCUGAGCGCACUCCCAUUGGCUAAGCGAGCGCAACGUGUACAUUACAGCAGCGACAGGUACCUCACAUGCGACAGUUAUCUUUCAUCCUUAGAGCAGAACGACAGACGCUUCUUCCACUCAACCGAAACUUUAAUUCUGAGGAUAUUAUUGAUGUUUCACGGUGAAAACUAUUCUUCUACAUACACAGGCAUCUUACUUUCAUUUUUAAAGUGUGAGGAAGAGGGGUCACUGAAUCAGGCUGAAGGAUGAAGUCUAAAGGGAAGGCCGCUAAGUCAUCCAGAAAACCCUGGACUGAGCCAGACCCCGAACCAGAGACCAGUGACACCAGUGAACCAGGCUCUAGCGAACAGGAGGGCUCUGAGGCUUCGGUCCAUAUCGGAGGCUCCUGGAGGGGGGUCCUGAGGGGCGGGGAUCGCGAGCAAGGUAGAGGAGGAGGGGGUGCCACCCACAACCCCCACAGACGCCAACGGUCUCACAACAGCAACAAAGAACGCAACCUCCGGCGGCUGGAGAGCAACGAGCGAGAGCGCCAACGCAUGCACAAACUUAACAACGCUUUCCAGGCCCUCAGAGAGGCCAUCCCACAUGUCAAAAUGGAUAAGAAGCUCUCCAAGAUCGAGACGCUGACGCUGGCCGAGAACUACAUCAAGUCCCUGACCACCAUCAUCCUGGGGAUGUCCAGCGCCCGCCUGCCCCCCGGGGAGACACCGACAGAGGCUAGCGCUGCCAGACUGCUCCAGUGUUACCAGCAGCACCUGGAGGAGGAUGGGGAGGAGAGCCUGUCUCAGUUCCUCACCCAGAUUCACAGCUUUAGCCAGGAAAGCUAACAGCUAGCAGGUGCUAACUCAACAGCCGAAGGGUUGGAGCAUUCAUGCUUGACUUGGGGAGCGAAUCUCAACUGACACUAUCUCCCAUAUUGUGCACUGCUACUGUACUUGUGAUCGAAAGUAGUACACUGUAUGGGGAAAGAUUGUCAUCUGAGAUGCAGCCUUAUACUCCACCAAGCUAGUGAGCUAUAGUGACAUACCGGACAUCACCAUGCACUAAAUGGAGCAUAUAAGAACUUGACUCAGUAACUCUAUUAGACAGUGGUGGGAGGUGAUUCGUAGCACCAUACCCUUGACAUUAAUUCUAAGAGAACAUAAUGGUGGAGUAUAAGUGAAGACACAGACAGCAUCCUCCCACCUGACUUGGCUGGCUGAAGCAAAGCACCUGUGGACUUUGCCAGUCUAGACAUAGGCCUAGCAUGAAUAGUGACAGACAGAAUACCCAGAGGACUAUGCUAAAACAUAUGACUUGGAUCCUGACUCUGAUUGGUGGUGAGAACCAAGAGUGGACAGACUUCUGACCGACCAACGUCAAAGAACAAUUCAGCGCCCUUUUAUUUAAUCUGGUUUCAUUUCAUUGUCUUUUAUUUUCAUUCAUUUUUUCUAACUGCUGAUUACUGUAGUUAAAUUGGUCAACAAUGUAAAAUAACUGGAUUGUCAAAGUAUAGUUCAUUAUCUAACUAAAAACCAGCAUACACUGUGGCCCUCAGGGGCCACGAGCUGUGUAGAUAGGACAGGCCACCCCUGCUGUAGAUGAAGACUUGUUUUCAACCUUUUAGGACCAACGUUUGGUUUUCCCUGCUGAGCACUGCCUCUGGACACAACAGUCACACACAGGACAAGGAUAUGCUUAAAUAGACUGGUCCUACAGACUUUAGUCAAAUACUGUACUCUUUAAGUAAGGAAACGAAAACACACCGUCAUUGAAAUGAAGUGCGAAUCGUUAUGACUGUAGAUAUAUGUAUACAUGUGGGAAUAACAGUUUGAAGGGUUGAAGCAGGGAAUUGAACCCAUGCAGUCGGUGGAGAAGCUGGCAGUUACCACUAGACCCACAGGCUCUGCAGAGAUGUAGAUUUGUACAUGUCAGAAUUGAUGUGUUGACCAAGUGCUCUCUAUGACAUCAUCUCCAAACUGCAAUGGUAUCUUGCAAGUGCAUUUACAGAGCUGUAAAAGGGUCCUUCCAACGGCAGGAUAGUGGGUUCGAUUCCCGGGAACACGUGUAUGAAAAAAAAUGUAUGGAUGCAUGACAGUAAGUCACUUUGGAUAAAAGCGUCUGGGUUAUUAUAUAAAAAUAGUGGUGUGUGUGUAUGUAACAGGUGAAUUUGAUAAUGAAGACAUAAUUUAUGUUGCUUUUAACAAUGUGUGUUUGAAUUAUACUGUAAUAUCUUUGUAGCCUGAGUUCCGAGUCUUGGAUCAUGAGAAUAAAAUAAAAAAUACAAUAA